Molecule: messenger RNA, 435 nt
Organism: Penicillium cinerascens
Lineage: Eukaryota; Fungi; Ascomycota; Eurotiomycetes; Eurotiales; Aspergillaceae
Exons: 3
Coding region: 1-435 (144 amino acids)
Molecular function (GO): protein dimerization activity
Source: RefSeq, a predicted model, not a curated record
AUGAUUGGUCUAGAUCAGACUAUCCAAGCUAGCCAGCAGGACGAGCUUGCAAGAUAUCUCGAUGGUGCCACCGUUUCUAGUAUUCUAAUACGAGCGUUCUGGAAGGAGAACCAGAUUACAUUCCCUGCGCUUGUAAAGCUCGCGCGUGAUGUGCUCUUAAUUCCUGCAACUGGCGCCGGCGUUGAGCGGCUAUUUAACACUGCUCGGGAUGUCUAUCACUAUCGUCGAGGCUCACUAAAUGCUACAACAAUCCAGGAGAUUAUGUUGUAUAGAUUCACUGUUCACCAUUCCCUCUACCGCUACUCCCUCUACCGCCACUCCCUCUACCGCCACUCCCUCUACCGCUACUCCCUCUACCGCUACACCUUCUACUGCUACUCCCUCUACCGCUACUCCCUCUACCGCCACUUUAUCUACUACCACAACGAAAAAUGA